AACCAUCCAACCAACCAACCAAGUGCUUCAAACCCAACAAGACUACAUACAGAGAGAAUCAUGACAGCCGCAGUAGCCGACUUCGAUCACAUCUAUCGAGGCCUACAGCCCUCAAUCGGAAAACUGAGGAUCGCUGCUAGUGGACUCGGUUGGAAGCCUUCUGAUUCUCCUAACAUCGUCACCGUAGCAAAGGACGACAUCAAAUGGGUCCAAUGGAUCAAAGUUGCACGCGGCUAUCAACUCCGGAUCGGGCUCAACAAGGAUCGCAGCGAUAUCAAGAUAGGCGAUCGACGGAGAGAAAGCUUCGACGGCUUUCGGCCUGAAGAUCAAGAGAAAUUGAGUAAUUUGUUCAAGCAACAUUUUCAUGUGACACUGGAAACUAAAGAUCUCAGCUUGCGAGGAUGGAAUUGGGGGAAAAUGGAUGUCCAAGCAUCGGAUCUAGCGUUUCUUGUGGCGGGAAAGCUGGCAUUCGAAGUGCCAUUGGGACUAGUCCACAACUCAUCGAUCAGCAAGACCGAGGUAGCGGUCGAGUUUCUCGACCAAGCCAACCAACCCAAGCUGGAUGGUCUAUCGGGGAUCUCGCGGGUGAAUGCGAAGAAGAGCACGACGGAUCAGCUGGUGGAGAUGCGACUGUAUGUGCCCGGGAAUGCAUCGACGAAUGCCAACGAGGGGAACAGCGAAGCCGACGACCCGGCUGAUGGCGAGCUUUCGGCCGCCCAAGCCCUGCACGAUCUGAUCAUGGAGAAAGCCGAGAUCGGUAGGGUCCAAGGCGAAGGCAUCGUCACCUUCCCUGACGUGCUCUGUACUACCCCUCGUGGUCGCUACGAUCUCGAUAUGCAUGCAGACUUCCUUCGUCUACGUGGGAAAACUUACGACUAUAAAGUGCUCUACUCUAGCAUUCAAAAACUCUUCUUGCUUCCUAAACCCGAUGAUAUUCACUUUCUCUUUGUCGUUCAACUUGAUCCUCCAAUUCGACAAGGGCAAACUAGGUAUCCGUUCCUAGUGAUGCAAUUCGCGAAGGACGAAGAGAUAGAUGCGGAGAUGAACCUAGACGAAGAUACAUUGAAUAGCACGUUUCAACAGACUGAUAAUAAGAUCGAAGGCCAGGCUCAUGAAGUCGUUUCGAUCGUCUUUAAAGGACUGGCUAAGAAGAAAAUCAUCUUCCCACAAAACUUUUCAAGUGCAAAUGGACAAUCAGCAAUCAAGUGUAACAUGAAAGCGAACGAAGGAUUACUGUACUUCCUAGACAAAUAUGUGCUGUGUAUUUCGAAACAGUCGAUAUUGAUCAACCUAGCCGAUCUGCAUUCGGUGAAGUUUGCGCGAGUCGGAGGGGCGCUCCAAUCGGGGCGCACGUUUGACUUGGUGUUGACGAAGAAGGACGAGGUGGAUCUGCAGUUCUCUAGUCUGAGUCGCGAGGAACACCCGGUCAUCGAGUCGUACUUCGAAACUAAGGGGAAGAAGAUCGAGAACGAGAUGAAUGAGGAUAUCCUCAGUAACGCUGUCGCCGCUUUGUCCGACGACGAUGACCUUGAUGAUGACGAUGACGAUGAUGAUGAUGAUGACGAGGGUGGUGGACGAAGAGAUAGGAAGAGUAAAUCGAAACCCAAACCUUCAGCUGCCGCCAACGCCGAUGACGAUGACGAUGAAUCGGAUGAUGAGAGUUUCCAUGGUGGAUCAGACGACUCGGAUGUAGCCGAAGAGUUUGACUCGAACUACGGAGGCUCGGAUUCAGACGAUUCGGAUUCGGAUGACGAGAAUGCCGACCCGGCGCCUCCUCAACCAUCCAAAAAGAACAAGGCUUCUGCAAGCACAUCCGAAUUGCCUCCGUCUAAAAAACAGAAAAAGGCUUGAUGAUCCUUCGUAUCUUCUUGACAAAACCCUCUAUUUUUUCUUCUUUUUUAACUUGUAUUCCUUCCCUCCCUCAUAAUCAUCAUCAAAAGAAAAAGGAAAUAUGUCUGUUUUCAUAUAUAUUUAUGUUUCUUUGGUUGAAAGAUAAUGUCAAGCCUCAAGAUGAACGGGUUUUCUUUGUGGUGGACACAAAAAUACGCCGGACAGUUGAAAUCGUCUACGGUACCUGUGUGGAAUUGUGAGCAUUAAAGAGGAUGG
This is a messenger RNA of Puccinia graminis f. sp. tritici CRL 75-36-700-3, 2106 nucleotides long. RefSeq lists its product as uncharacterized. The coding region runs from base 61 to 1851 and encodes 596 amino acids. Gene Ontology annotation, molecular function: nucleosome binding; DNA binding; histone binding. NCBI's taxonomy places the organism in Eukaryota, Fungi, Basidiomycota, Pucciniomycetes, Pucciniales, Pucciniaceae. The record is from RefSeq and is a predicted model, not a curated record. The transcript is spliced from 11 exons. Gene Ontology annotation, cellular component: FACT complex; nucleus.